Molecule: messenger RNA, 20438 nt
Organism: Spirometra erinaceieuropaei
Lineage: Eukaryota; Metazoa; Platyhelminthes; Cestoda; Diphyllobothriidea; Diphyllobothriidae
Source: the annotation of a GenBank genome assembly
AUGUCCGGAAUCGAUAACAUGCGCGAGAAUGGCGCCGCUUAUGCUCCUAGUUUCGCCUUUUCCCGGCCAUACCGGGAGGUAUUCCCGCCGACUCAUACGACCAAUAUAACCUGCUCCACAGGAGCAAGUGAAGGAAUAGAUGCACAUUGAAGUGGUCUAGGGUGGCAACUUAUCCUUACCUUCUCUGCGUAAAAUAGAGGUAGUAGAGAAGGACAUUUGGACCCUUGCUGCUGGGAAGGUUAGCGAGACAGCUUGAUCAAGACGUCUCUUUAGGAGUCCACUCGCAGCGUCCCUUUGAUAAGGGAGUUUGAUGAACAGAGUUUUUUUUCGGCAGUCGGUGUGGCGGGUUUUACUGUUCAUUCGGUAAUAUUCUUUGCAGUAAACUUAUCAGGGUACCUGGAUUUUUCUAAGUUCCUCCUCGAUGCUAUCUCUUGAGCAUGUUUUUACUUCUAUCCCGUUCUCAUAUAAUUGUUCUGGCUCGAUGAAAAUUCAUCAAAAGCUACGUAUGCUCGCCACCUCGUCUUCUGAUUCCAGUUCCUCAAGAGAAAACAAUUUCCCGAUGAGCGUGUUCAGAUGUAGUCGUUCGAAAGAUGGAAGUCAUCAUUUUUUAGCUGCAUAGUUGGUGGGAAGUUUGUCAGCAGUUUUGACGCUGACAACAAGAGUCAAGAGUAUAGAGUUAACAAAGGCUACCACGAAUGUAGCGAAGAAGAGUGAAGUUGCCAUUACCCACUCUGAUAAAUUUGAUUCAGAAGCGGGACUAAUCUAUUAACUAAAAACAGUCCAGUCAAAAUCGCAGCAAUGAGGUGUCUACUCGAAGAGAAUGCUUCAGUGAACAGUGGUAACUGUCGAAGGGGCACCAAAAAAUACACAUUCAUAGGCACAACAUUCCUUUUCUAAGCUCCUGAGAUGAGCUGAACAACUAACGUAACAGUGCAUCAGGCUUCGUCUCGGGUCAGAUGAUUGGAGCCCAGGGGUAAUGGAGCUGAGAGAUGAGACAGUGCUCGGGGACAACUCCUUCAGUCGAAUUCAGGCGAAAUUGCAAAUCUCAAAUAGAACGGAAGAACUUAGGACUAUGAUAAAAAAGAUUUUUAGGCAUAGGACCAAUUAUGGCAGUGGGUCAUGUAUGGGGCGUUUUUGACGCAAGGAAAAAAGACCACACCGUUGGUGUAGCUCAUGUGCAGAUUGGAUGGGACGGAAAUCAAGAAGAAGGCAAAACAGUUACGAUUUGGCAGAACAGUCCUUUUACUCAGUCCUAAGGGAAGAAACAGCAGCGUCCAGUGUGUCCACAAUCCAGACAGAUAAAUCUGGAACUUCUUUCAAACCCGCCUAAUCACAGUCUUUCACUCACUAGGCGUCUAACAGUUCUCUGCCGUUUCGAGAUCUGUAGUCUAUCAGAAAGAACAAAAGGAGACACCCAAAAACCCAGGUUAUAGUAAUCGGGGUUCGCAACUUUCACAUAGGUACGACUUUGAGUGUAUUGUCAGACUAGUCUUUAAAGUAUGCUUAAAGCUACGGUAUAUGGCGCCUGGUAAUGAAAAAACCGCCUAACAAUUUUCAGCAUAUAAGUAGAAUUAUCUUCACUAGAAAUGAGAUUUUGUAGAGGACAACUUCGACUCUCAGUCCCGCAUACUACUGUCCACACUUUCAUAACACUGAGAAUUAGCAGAAAUGCAUGCCAGUCUCGUAGCAGACAAUUGCAUAGUGGAAAUUUCGUGAAACCAUAGACUCAUUUCAGCAUGGCCCAACAGACCACAUCAAUUUUUGCGUAGGGGCUGUGACUUAGCGGGCAUAACAGGACUUCUGGCUAGGCACGUAGAAUUUUUUUACACUAAUAAUCAACUUUGUUGUUAGAACAAUGAACUGCGACAAAUGGAUGGGCCCUAAAUAAUGCUUAAGUUAGCAAUAGUUUUUCCGUUGUUUUAAGAAGAAAGUUCCGUCCCGCAUACACAGAUAGCGUUUGCAGUUUACUCUAACCUACAGGCUAACUUACAAGUUAAGCAAUUAUAGCAGACGUGCUCUACACAGGGAGACAACUCAUUCAGCCGGAGACAAGCUGUCCCGGAUUCUGGCCACAGCAGUCUAGACAAGACUGCACAAACAAACGAGAUUUCUUAGUUUUGGGUUCCUUACGGGCGACCAUUCAUUCAAAAGAUAGACACUAAGCGAGAAGAACUUAGUCUUCAAAGACGUCUUUGACCAGUGUUUAGGCAUAUAUGUAGAUAUACAUUGGUAGAGGGACGCUCACCGAUCGUCCUUACGGAACUCACUCGUUCCGUUGUGCCUUAGGGGCUCUCUCUCGAGCUCACCCAGCAACCGCACAUCGGCGCAUGAUAUAGGCAAAAUAUUAUUACCGACGAAGCCAAGGGAGACGACGGCUAAUAAACCACAAAUGGGCAUUCCAGCCUCCCUUGUCUUUGUCGGCAAUAACAUUCUACCUAUAUAUACAUGUACAUGAUGGUACAGGGACACUUACCGAUCGUGUUACUGAACUCACUUAUCCCGUUGUGCGUUAGGGCUCUCUCUAGAGCCCCGCCAGCAGCCGCACAGCGGCGCAUGAUAUAGGCAGAAUGGUAUUACCGACAAAGACAAGAGAGACUGGAGUGGCCGUUUCUGGCUUGUUAGCCGUCGGUUAUUCUUCUAACCAACAGGUGUUCCACAUCUCGGGCUUGGAUAUUACUGGAUGACGACGGCUGAUAAGCUAGAAAUGGCCAGUUCAGUCUUCCUUGUCUUGGUAGGUACUUUCCAAGGACAUGGAAUACAAUCUCUUCGAUCCAAACUUCCUAGGCUUCCUUUAAACUUGGAGUUCAUCAAAUAAUCAGAAAAUCUCACAGACGAUGAAUGUUUCAAAAGCCGGAAUAGCACUGUACAAACCCUUUAGAAGCGAAACUAUUUUUCAGUUUUAUCACAUGAAGAAGUGAAGGCAAAAUCUUUGGAGCACCGAAAGCUCAAAAACCUAAUGUACCAUUGCGAACGAUGGUAUCAUUAAUCGCUACAUCAAAUCACAAAAUUUCUAAAUGGCCAUUCCAUCAACUUCAUCCAUUAACAAAGGACUGUGAAAUUUCAAUCGAGAAUUUUAUUGAAUUUUUAGACAAAGUACGAGGACUCGCUACUGAUGUGGAGGAGAUAAUGGUAUCUUUCGAUAUUGUCUCUCUAUUCCUGUCUAUACCACUCAAUUUGGCUAGGCAAUGCACAGAAGAACUCCUACAAUCCUACGACAUCUAUGUUUCUGCACUUGCUUUGCUUGAACUCUUGGACUUAUGUCUGGAAAAAAACUUUUCAUUCGCACACGAAUACGAUUAACAGCUAAAAAGAGCUCUUAUGGGGUCACCUUUUUCUGGCUGAGGUCACAAUGCAAAAUCUAGAGGCAACAGCCUGACCAUUAGCCAAUCUCAAAAUAUGGGUACGCUAUGUAGAUGGCACCUUUGUUGUUUUCAAGAGAAAUCGACUGGAAACGAUGCAUAGCGUUAUCAACUCAACACCAUCAGAAAUCACAUUCACGCUCGAAAAAGAAGUUGACAGGAAACUUCCAUUUUUUGAUGUCCUCGUACAGCGAAAAACUGACGAGACAUUCCACACAUCAGUGUACCGCAAGAUAGCUUCUGCGUAAGUUAUCCUACAUUACAAGAGCAACCCUCCUAUCGCUCACAAACGAAGUGCUGUUAAGACCCUACUUAAUUGAACAACAAUACACUACUCUGAGAACGAAGCCUACCAAAUAUAACUCAAUUAUUUGUUCAAAUUACUUUCCCAAAAUGGCUGCCCUGGAGCUUUCGCAUGCCGAUGCACGGGACAGCAAGAAUUAAAAGGAAAGUAUAUAAAACUAGAUUGUUCCGACCUGGCGCCAAAAUUAAAAAAUUAGCGAGCACUUCCCUACAUUUGAAAUGCGUCUGAACUCGAAAGACACCUGAAGAAGCACCAAACACAAGUGGCGCAUAAACCGACAACUACGCUACGCAGCCAGCUUGUAAUCCCUAAAGAUGAGGUUGGCUAUUUAGGUAAAAAUGAAGUCUAUAAGAUUUCAUGUGGUAUUCAUAACGCGGUAAAUUGUGGUCAAACAGGGAAAUCUGUCUCUACAUACCAAUUGGCAGAAAAGAGGCGGAACCACUUAUCCCAAGCAGCCAUAUAUUCCCUAUAAACUGGACACAAAGUUGCUUGGAAUAAAACGCCCAUUGUCGGUCCCUGCCCGUACAAGAGAGGUUGAGGGUUUCUAAAGGCCAUUCGCUCUGAUGAUUCAUACAUCAAUCGGAGCAUCGACUUGGACGUCAUGUACAUAAAUAUCAAGGAAAAUUGGGAAAGGUGAUAAUCAAUCAAAACCUGAUGUCGGCCCACAGCACAGACCCAUUCGCUGUACUGACAAAACAAUAUCGUUUUUUCACGCAUGUUUACAUUUUAACUGUUUUCACGCUUUCUACACGUCUGAUGGCGACCUGAGGAACCAUUGUCAGAAGUUUACGAAAUAAAGUUUAUCCAUUUUCCCAAAUUACUCAUUUUUCUUCCAAUUAUAUUUCUCGGGAUGCUCAUCUUCCAGUACAUAUAUAUAUGUAUAUAUGCACAUACACGUUAAACCCAGCAUCCCAGUUGUGCGCAACAAUGUUGCCGUAGAUCUACAACUGAUCGAAAAUUGGAACAGGUACCCUACCAGAUCGAACAGCAUACAUUGUUCACUCACUUUUUCGAAAGCCAAAUCCCCUCACUUUUACGUUUAGGAAAAGUUCGGGCGGGAGAGGCAACUUAUGGGCUCUAUCAUAAGUGCAAACUUGUCGACAGGUGGUAAGACUUUCCGAACCUUGGUAAUCGUCGCUAACAAAGCCGAGGAGACCCUAACCCUAACUGCCUGGAACUUAGCACAAUGCCACCUGCAAUACGCGGAUAUUUAUUCUCGUGCCCUACGCCGAUACGCUGAGAGAGGCUCAAUAGUUGAACGUUCGACUACCUAACGUGCACUGACCAUGGAACCCGGGUUCGAGUUCUGGGCCAUCCAGACGUGGGGAUAUGUAUGACUGGAUGACGGCGGUUAAUAUGCCACAUAUGGCAAUCCUAGUCUCCCUUGCCGCUAAGGUUGAUCUUGGAGACGGAAUAUAAGCGUUUCUGGAGCUAAUUUUACCAACGAAAUGAUCCCCGCGUGUGUUGCAAGUUGAAAAUUUACCUUUGUGAGACACUUUCAAACCUCUGCGGAACACUAGUCAGGAACGAAAAACUGAUAAGUACUUCGGAAACCCGUUGUCAAAAUGCAAUAGAAUGGUCGACUGAACUUUAUGAAAUAUUCGCAGUUCUUCUUAGGCAUGUUGAAAUCAUAUUGACGAUAACAUCUUGUAUUUUCUAUCAGAGACGCGGACCCAAAAGUGGUUACUCUGUCAUGAUAUCUGCUGAAACUCGUUUGUGACUACAUGUUUAAUUUACUUUUCUCAAAUCUUUGCUAAUACUACACGCUUCGGCGUAAUAAAUAACUGACAGCGGUUUGACCAGCUUAUUGCGCUGGUAUGCUACUGAUGAGAAAUUCGAUCGCUGUCGCCAUCUUGCCUCAGCAACUAGCGGUAUGCAGAGCUUUUUAGGAGAUUUUUCAGCACCUCAAUCCUGCAAAACCAUGACGUGAUUGCGGCAAGCAUAAAAUCUCACGAAAGUCAUUACCCAAUCUACGAAAUCAGCGCUCACAAAUAAUCAUUUAUUCGUCAAAUGAGCCCUCGCACAGAUGUUUUCAAACUUACUUAUAAGUCAGGAAUGUUUUUACUAAAUGUCUGGAGGCUAACUGAACCUAUGUUUUUUAUACCCGAUUAUGCCCUUCAUAUUUAUUCGAUAGGGGUUUUAUGUAAGGUCUUUAUGGAGUGUGCGCAAACAGUUGCCUUUAGGCACAUGGCGUGAAAAAUUAGACCAGUGCCGAGCGCUUGUAAGAUGCAGGUCUCUAUUUAAUUGUCCCGAAUUUAGUAACAAAUAGAUGGGUUGUCUGUACCGGGUUCCGUUCCUUUUUUACGACAGUCUGCGUGGACAUUUCCGACAGCUUUCCGACCCUUGGCAGUACUCAGAAUACAGUGACUUGGUAUUCACACACCCAGCUUCGCCUUGUUAGGUUUUCUCAACUCAAAGCCAUUGUUGGAUACCUGACACUUUCCUCGCCUUGUCUGGAUGAACUGUGGGGAUUUCAAGGCAUGCGUCUUAUUCAUUUAGCCAACGUUAAUUAGAAGUAUGGCUUGUAUCUACUACACAGUGGACUUUCAUCUAAACGUCUUUGGUUAACGUUUUUCGAACAGCUAAAUUGUCCUUUUUAGUUCUAGUGAAAAUAUGCCUUUCACUAAAGUCACUUUUGUCUGCCAGUUACUUUCUCCUACUUCAUCAAGUAGUGUUAUCAUCAAGCGUUCGUCCUGGAAACGAUUUAUAUCCACCUCUUUUUCCAGCUAUCUAACAAUGACACCCUUAAAAUGAACACGGCGGUCGUUCGAGCAGUGUGCCUAACAGCAGGUAGGCUCAACUUUUCUCCAAUGUGAGCUUAAAUAAGCGUAUAGAUCAUGGUAGUUGACGCGUUUAUAAACAGUUCCAUAUUUAGUUUGCAUUCACCGCGCAGUCUUUGUAAGUAACUACGCGAAACUUGCCACGUGACUCAGUCAAAAAGGGAUUUUUUUUAACUAUUCCGAGCGAUCGCCUUUUGGUAUUUUUUGAAUGUCCCAACAAUACAUUGACAGCCGUAAGUUGUAUUUUACCUUACAUUGUUAACAUAUCCUACGCGGCGUAGCUUUACAAAUUUUAAAUAAGUGCUUAUGGGAGGUAACUUACAUACCAACCUGUACGACUAUUCUAAUCGUACUAAAAACCCAAUUCCAACAUUAUGGAUUUGAUUUGGAAAGUUUUGAACAUGCACUGAUGAUAAUUUCAAUUCAGAAGAAGAAGAAGAUGCGAUCACUGGAUUAAGAAGUUUAUUGGUCUGAUGUUUUGGAUUUCCACUCGAACCCAUCAUCAGAGACGUUUGCAGAUAAGGAAAAUUGCAAUAUUCUUGAUCAGGACCAUCCGGCCUCGAGUCUGUAGUGCUGUGCUAGGGUAUUUAACUUACUACUUAAUGACCAUGAAACCCGAGUUCCAGCCACUGAGCCUUCGAGCCUGGUUUGGAUACAUGACCGACUGGAGACGAAAUUUUACCAGAAGAAUAUAUUCCAGGUCAAUUUAUUUUUGUAGACAACAUUUGUAGGACACUUACAAAGUUAACAACAUUUCUGCUGGUGAUCAUAACACAUAGUAGGGUGUCUUUUUAGCGUUGUUCAAGUAAUACACAAAAAUAAAAGCACAUUCACUGGAUGAUCUCUGUUCACGGAAGUGGAAACACAGCCUGCUCCAAACCUUAACGCUAAGCAUAAGGGAUUUAGUAAGCGACCAGUUAUAAAGUUUUCAUGAAUAAAAGGAAACCAGGUCAUGUUCGCAUUUCAAACAUUACAGAGAAAAACGAACAUUUAUUUUUUACGCCCUAUCCCUGCUUAAAUCACUGAAUUGCAAGCAUUUGCGCAAAAUAUCAAAGAAUUAAAUUUUGGCUAAUGGCUGGAUGUCCACAAUCUAUGUAAACCUUUUCUUAACCCAAGAGAACUUUCAUGGUUCAAGAUAUCCGGCUACAUGUUGGUGUGCGAACUUUAUUAUACGAUCGGCCAGGACUGAGAACAAUCAAGUGGUUGGUUUUACGUAUACAAAGUGGACCAGUGAAAAAAUUCUUGUGUCGUUCCCGAUGUCUUGUAGUGAAAUCCGAUGUUUUCUAUGCGCUGCUUUGUCAAACAUUUCUCAAUAAUGAAAUCCGAAGCAGCGAAUUUCCAAAAUAUGAGACAAAAAUCGGGAAUAAUGUAGAACGCAACUUAUGGGAGACUCUGUGCUUUCUAAAAAUUUAUGCACAAGAUUGGUUAAGUGAGUCAAAUACCCUGCUGAAAGUUAAUUGCUGAUAGAUUCUGACUUUUCUAGGGAAAAAAGUCUCGAAAAGUGGACGUAAUGAUUAAACCACUUAGAACUCUUAAAAAAUAUGUCGGUUAUUCAUUUCAUCGAUUUUAAUACAGCUUAUAUUAGGAGUUCUGAUCUCACGAGAGUCACAAGCUAUUGACAGCGAAAUAACAGAGCAAACGUUCUCAUGCGCGAUGACCGGCCAGUUCGAUAGGACUAAAACUCUUCCGGAUGUCUAGUAAAAUAUGACAGCGGUCACUCCGUUAACCACAGAACAACCUUCCGAGGGCUUGUUCGGGCGCGAACAACUCGGGCACUGUGCUGCUUGUAAUCAGCCUGCAUACGGAGUUAAAAACCUGACAUGUGAAAGUAACUCGAACAUGUGACCAGUCUCAACUUCACAUGGCAAUUCUUACCCAGUUGGUUUACACAUGUCCUGCUCCCUGCCUCAUUGCGUUUGUGGUAAACUCUUCUCGUCGAUUAGACUGUAUGUACUAAACUAUGACCUUGCUGUUUGCACAUUGGUCUUCUGAGUAAAUUCAAAUUGCUAUGUACUGAAAAUCUGUUAUUCAUAGUUGUCACUGACUAGAAGCAGUUGAUAAAUCGUGACGAAGUGCCCUGAUACAUUAAUGUUCUGCUGUUUAUCCCAAUCUCAAUGUGUGCAUUGUAUAAAACGUUUUCGACUUCUGAAAAUAAUGAAAUUCUUGCUUAUUGUGUAUCAGUAAGCGUCACUAAAAUUUCACCGACUAUUUUUUUGUCUGCAUAAUGAUCCAACGAUUAUGGUUAAGUGGACUUUUAGGACAGAUGUUGUUGUGGUGUAAAAAAAUUUUAGGAAUUUAGGUGCGCUUCACAACUGAGAGUAGAGAUCGGCCGAAGGCUGCAUUCCAUUGGCUAAUUUCAUCUUAAACGUAGUAGUCAUAUUAAAUAUCAUAAUAUCUCAUAGUAACGAGUUUUCUGAUUGAAAUACGCGUUAGCUGGAGCUUAAAUUCGCUUUUAAUCAUGUGGUGCCGGUUAUGGGGUUAGUCUGUUUCCGCAAAUUCAAAAACGUUUUCCGGACAGAGUAAGUAAUUUUUACGAAGAUUCAAGAAAAAUAGGAUCAGACUGCAAGGCAAUUGGCCCUAGGUCGGAAGAACUAGAUCAGUAUCAUUAAUGAAGGCGAAAUUUCGAGUUCCAGGUGUAUGCAUAAGUUAAGAAGAGGAGUCGAGCACCGGAACACCGUGUUUAUUGUUCUGAGCUUUCAAAUUUGUACAGGAGUCUAUCGUCAGGGGUAGCAGCAGCAGCAGCAGCAGCAGCCGAUGCACAAUGGACUCCAGUACGACUAUGAGAGCUCAGGACAAUAAGCACAGUGUUCCGGUGCUCGACUCCUUUUCUUCCCUUAUGCUGAAGAAAACGUGAAAGGCUUUCUGCUACAAGGAAGGCUGACAGUGUAGUUUUUACUAUGUGAGCAAAAGUAACUGUCUUGGGAUGAUUCGAAACCUUUGAAUCAAAACCAUGGACCUUGGAGUUGUUAAGUAAUCAGUGAUAUUGUGGUGCAUAAUCUAUCUUUGUAGAGACAUACUGACUAAAAUUUAAAUACAUUUAAUCCGUAAAAGCACCAGAUAAGAUCUAAUUUCGUUCAUACCUAAAAUAUAAGUUGAACGACACCGAUGAACAUUAUAUAAACAUCAAUUGAGACUUCGGAACUGAACUUGUGCAGUAUCCUGCCUGUGAAUUCCCAGUAAAAAUUAGCCAGCUAACGAUGGUCAUCAGUUUCUCUGCCCGCCAUUUCCUCCCACACAUCCUACUCCUCUUUAUCCACAUGGAUCUCUUUCGAUGCCAUAAAUUUUUUGCAGAACUGGACAGGUGCAUCUGGACCUUAUAUUCCGUGGGUAGUCAAUCACUGGAUGACGUAGCUUAUCUCCCUCAGAAACAAACAGUCUUUCCUCUUUAAAUUUUCUUUCUAAAUGCCAGAUCGUUGCUAAAUAAGAUGUCGUUGUGUUCGACUCUGGUGUUUGUCCGUUGCCCAUACAUUGCUUAAGUAACUGAGACAUGGACAACAGCGUCCGUAGCUGAUUCCGAGCUCUCACUUCUCAGCUAUACUUGCGUUCGAAAUGAUCGUCAUGAGAGCCGUAGUGGGGAAAGCUGCAUCUACGUUAAGCAAGCAUUUGCAUUUCACCGGCUAAAGUCUUCAGGAGAGCGACAAAUACGACGAAAUACUGAACUUCAAUAGCAACCACCCGACCAGUCACAAACGCAGUUGCGUAAGGGCGCUAUGCCGGCUCGUUGAGACGUACUGCAGUGAAAUGCAAGACAAGGUUGCUGAAUUAAAAUAUCUUCGACGGGUAAUGAGAGCCAAUGGUUACCCGCGCAACUUUGUCAACCAAUGCAUACGAAAAGGACACCAGAGACCAAAUUCAACCGUCCCCAAAUUUUGGCGGACUCUUCCGUACGUGAAGAACGUCUCGGAAGCCGUCAGUCGUCUUCUCACUCCACUUGGAGUUGGGGUUGCACACAGGCUGGAAGCAACCAUUAGGCGCCAAGUCAUGAGGCCAAAAGACCCGCUGUCACGGCAGGAAACGUCCAGAGUCGUUUACCGGAUCUGGUGUAGUUGCGGACAAAGCAAUUAUGUCGGAGAAACUGGGAGAUUACUCCGUACGCGAAUUGCCGAGCACGCAGCAGCAGUGAGGCGGGGGGACGCUAACUCUCAGGUGGCGGCACACUCGAGGGGACCCGACCAUAUUUUCAAAUUUCAAGAGGCCGAAAUCCUCGCAAGGGGUGACAACUGCGUGAGCCGCGAGCUGCUCGAGUCAUGGUUCUCAGGCCCGCAAACCAUCAACAAGCGCAAUGACCUCCCAGUACUAUAUUCCGUGCUGAGAUUUUCCCUGGGCAGGAGAAUCAGUCGCGUGGGGAGGGCGCGGGCGAGUAAAUAUCACAGUGCAAGUGAGCCAGUUUGCCGAGCAAUUGUCACACCAGCAUCCAGCACAGAUGACGAAAUCACGGCAAUUGAGGACUCAGACUCGGACCGACAAGUCACCGCCGCAUCAAUUACGACCCCAGCGGCGAUUGCGAGAACUGUAAAUUGCAGUGCGCAUACGGUCCCACGGCAGCCACGUGCUAUAUAUACUGCACUCCGGAUGCCACCAUCACCUUUAUCUGCGAAUGUCUCUGAUGAUGGAUUCGAGUGAGAAUCCGAAACGUCAGGCCAAUAAAUUUCUUGUUUCAGUGAUCGCAUCUUCAUCUUCUGACUUGCAUUUCUGCUGCUGGACCUUUCGCAUCUUUCCGGGGCAAAAAGGACUGCCGGCUUUAAGUUGCUUUAUAAAUGAGUACUCUUUACUCAUUGGCUGUGUCUAUGGGCCACCCAACGCAAAUGAGGAUUUUGAUCGUUGUCUCACAGGAACAUUUCAUGUCACGGCCGACUUAGACUUUAAGUAUCAAUUGGUUGCGGACGAAUCCAAUAUUCCUGAAGCCUCCUGGUCUCCACCUUCCGGACCCCUGAAAACAAGACGACUUUUUUCGUAGCUGUGGAUAUUAGCAUGUGCAAUCAGGUUGUCGGUUUUCUCACCAAACAAUCAAGCAUAUCUGACCUAACUUUCUAUAGAGGUUGCAUGCCUUUGUCGGUGCCAUCCACUGGUCCACUCGGGGGCUCAGAUCAAGAUAUAGAUUUCCUAUGUUAGAAUCCUAGACUUAUUCGAUUUCCGAUCAGCCUGUUCAGCCGAAUUAUUAUCACACCUUUAUUACUUUGACUGGGAUGAUUUAUUCCCAAGUUCGGAUGGAAAUGUUUGCAGCGUCAAAAUAUACGUAGACUUGGGUCCGCUUAUUUGUGGUUUUGUUUCCCGUAAGAAAAUAAUUAAGGUUGGGGAUGAGGUUUUCCUCCCCUUUUGCCGCAGGUUGCUCUGACUCGAACGUCGACUCCAUCUGCAGAACGAUGUUUCCGUUCUCCCCUCGAUUUUUCCUGUUUUUGAUUGGACUGAGUGAGUGUCCGAAGAAAAGCGGCUAACCGAAGCGAUUCACUUAAACGAGAAUCGCUCGUUAUACGUUACGAAACUCUUCUCCAGAAAAGUUAGAGCUCAUAGAAAAACGCAGUAUCCUAUCCUCUGGGGAAUCCCUUAGCUGACGCCAAGUUGACCGCCGACAGUUUCACUGAUUUAUAGUACAAAACCUUUAUUUAUAACUCGACCAUUCCACUUUCGAGCAUCCAGGCUUGGACCGGGGCCGUUCUCAAAACUGCAACAUUCACCCUCUGAAAGGUGACUGUAGCAAAUCCGCGUUUUCGUCAAUCUCAUAGUCCGGGACCUGAUGGCGUGCCAGAUAACAUUUUAAAAGCGAAUGCAAAUGAAGUUUUGCCGCCCAUCUAGUGCAAGAUAUAUAAUCCUGCCCUAGAUUGUGAAACCCAUUGGGCCUUGUGGAUGGAACCACACAUUUUGCCUAUUCUCAAGCACGGACCAACUACUUCAUUUGAUGACUUUUGCCCAGUAAACAUCCUCCCAGCAGUUUCGACAAUCUUACAGGUACUAAUCAAGGACAAGGUGAUGAGAAUAAUCUACUGAGUACUGCUUAACAUGGAUUCCCAGAAACUCUCUUUUCUUUGAUCGUGUUCUUCAAUCUAGGGACAACAAUUUAAAUAAAUAAAUAAAAUAAGUUUAUUAAGGACCCAUCGGGGUCCCUUCAUAGCAAGUAAAAGUAAAUGUUCAUCUGAAUUUUAGACGACGUAGGCGGAAUCUGUAAAAAUGCAAUUCCUAGUUGCUGAAUUAGUAGUCCCUUAAGAAAACUGAUAAGCGAGCAUCGAAAAAACACCAUGAUACGAUACAAAAUAAUGGGAUUAACUUUACAGGAGAGUAAAAACUGUCGCUCAUGAAAGGACAACAAAGCGAGCAGGACCGGCUUGCAUUUGGCGAUGUAUAGCGGGUUAUAAACGCACAUCGUCAGGGCAGAAAUAAAUGUCAUCUAUGAGGGGUAUGUAUGCGGCCCAGACAGGACUGGCAUGCAUGUGGUAUUGUAUAAGGGAUUCAAAACGGACAUCGUCAGGGCAGAAUUGAUAGGCCGGAUGAGACUAUUCACGUCAAAGUGGCGAGACGAGAGGAACCCAGACGCGAUCGGUCACAGUCCGCUUCGAGCCCAGCCGAGGAGUGGGGAAAGGAGACUCGACCAAACUACUAGUAGACGGCGAAUACUGAGGGUUCCGCUGUGAGCGUCGACAGACCGCUUGAGGUCGAAAUGAGGAGAUGGCGACAAGAACCGCGAAAAUCGUCGCUAUGGGGGAUGAGUGAUAGCAGUAGAACUAGUAACCAAUUCAAGAGCGUGGGUUGUAAAGAUAUAAAUGAGGGUUUCCACCACUAACUCUACCAUUAAAUCCCUGGAGGACACUUCUCGAAGUCAAAAAGCUGAGUGUUCGGGGAUAAGACCGUUAAACUUGCCUUUAUACUUUCCGGUGUAAUACUUUUGCGUAAUUUCGACUUGAAUACCAGUAACUUAGGCGAUGAUCUAAUUUCUGGCGAAAGAUUAAUCCAAAGGAAGGCACGCUUGGAAGCAAAAAAGAAGGAGCGCUUAGAUGUAGUGCAAAGAGGCGGUGGAAUCACCAUGGACGAGUUGCGCGUGGCAUAAGCCCGAUUUCUCUGAGGGAGAGUGACAAUGAGUGGAAGAUUGCAGCUAGAGUUAAUGCGAAAAAGGGAGUAAAAGUCAGCUUCGAGUUUUCUAACCAACAAAAACUUAAUGUUCGCCAGCUGACAUCUCUGACUAUCAGAAGUACCGGAUGCGACUUGAGAGAACAAUUUCCGGGCGAAAACCCUCUGAACAUUUUCGAUCUUAUUAGGUUCACAGGCGUUCAUUAAACUAAAGAAAGGAUAAGAGUAUUCGAGGACAAGAAGAACAAACAUUUGAUAAAGUCAUAGUUUCAUUUCCGGAAGGAAAACGUUAUGCGAUAUGAACCCAAAUAUCUGCGCGGCUUUGGCAGAGAAUCCAUCUGCAUGAGGUGAUAAAACAAGUUUAUUUGUAUAACUCAAAUCUAGUCCCCUUCUGGUGAAGGAUUCUCAGAGUGGGUUAUUCUGAAAAAUUAUGACAGCACCAAAAGACAUGAAACUACACUUGGAUGAUGAAAUCGCCAUCUACCAUGUUGAACCCCAUAUGUUUAAGCGUAGUAAAUCGGCAUUAAUUUCCUCAACAAAAACAUUUGCGGUGACUUUAAAAUAUGAGUAAACACACCUGAGGUCAUCGUUAUAAAUAAAAGUUCACGAAUUUCCGAGUUCAUUCGAAAUAUCAUUGACGUAAAGAAGGAAGAGUAGCGGAUCCCGAACCGUGCCUUGAAGUACGCCGCUCGUGAUCGAGUGAGGUGUCGGGUAGCUAUUAUCAACCAUGACUUUCUGAUAUCGGUUGGAUAGACAGGACCUAAUGAAUUCGAGUAGAGUCGGCCAGAUGCCAAUGGCCUUCAAGUUUACCAAAAGACGUCUAUGGGGCAUCUUGUUGAAUGCUUUGCUAAGAUCAAGGAGAUAACCACCACCGACUGCUGUUCAUUACGAAAAGAAGUGAUUAGAUUAACAAAUGCCAAGUGGCAAGUUUCGCAGGAUUGUUCAGGUAAAAAUCCAUGCUGACUAGAGCUCAGAAGGAGAUUAGCUGGACAGAAGUUAAGAAUUUCAUAGAAAAUUACGCUUUAAAGAAGUUUUGCUGGAGACGGUGUUUUGUCCACGUCCCGAUAGUUAUUACCAUCGGACGGAGAUCCAGACUUGAAGAGAGGAAUAAUAAUUGACGUUGUCCAUGUUUCGGGAAAGGCUCCUUUUGAGAUAUAAACCGAGAAUAAAUGACUAAGCAAUAUGGGAAGGUCGGAUGCCUGUUUAAUAAUGGAAUUUGGAAUCCCUUCCGUUCCUGAGCAGUGUGAAUUAUUCAAACGACUUAUGUGUUUCUUAAUGAGAUCUGAGGAGACAUCGAUUGUACUCAGUGUCCUAUCGGAAAGUAAACGAUUAGAGGGACUGGUUCGGAUUCAGUAGUGAGGUGUUUUGCAAAGAAAGCACUAAACAACUCCGCCUUGUCACUUUCAUCGUUGAGGAAAACUUUGUUAUCAUUAAGCAGAGGUGGAAGUUCGUGACCACGCGUAGAGGAGGGUCGAUGACGGAAGGUGUUGGCGACGGAUUUGUCAGGCUUCGGGUCACUGAGAGCAAGUGAUUCUCUUUGCCUGUCGCGCGCUUGGCCAUAUCCUUAAGGGCAUUUCGAAAAUCUAUGCGAUUCUAAACUGAACUGAUAAAGAAGUAGUAGAUAGAUCACGCAACUACCGUCUCAGCUGUUUAGUCUGUUGCGAAGAAAGUAAGGAACAAGGAAAUCUGAAGAAAUAGACUUGAGAUAUCUGCGCGGCACAAACUCUAUGAUGUCCUUUGAAACAUUGGACAUGCCAUGACGAAGAAUGGUUGCAUCUCUACAGGAGAGGAGACCACACCAAUCCAAUGAUCUAAUAUAGUUAUUUAAUAAUUGGUUAUGUACGCAAUCGUAGUUUAGGUGAGUCCGAAAUGUGCAAGUCUUUAUUGAAAAGGCAAGUGGUAAGAAACAAUGAAUUAAUAUGUUGUCACUAUCAAAGAGGUCCUUUCGAGGACUUUACGCGAUUUACGCAGUGUAAUUCGAUUUUACUAAGGCUUUUGGCAGUGUUGAUCCUGCUCUUUUACGCUUGAAACUUUCCCCUUUCUAAAUAGGUCAUGGACUUCUGAUUCUUAUAUCCUCUCACCUAGGCGCACGCACACAACGAGUAAAGAUUUUCGAUGUUAUCCCCAACACCGCUUCCGUGAAGAGCGGAGUUAUUCGGGGUACUGCGUUUGGGCCGAUAUUAUUUUACCUUUUUAACAAUGAUUUGCCGGAUAUAUUUAAGAAUUGGUAAGCCCUCCGUGUAUACCGAGGAUUCGAAAGAUCGUGAUUUUGAGUUCGAACUGUUCAAGAGCGGCCUUUUGGCCUUUGCCUUGUAGUACUGAACAAGACGCUUUUCUCAUUUAUCUCAUAAAUUUACCUUUUGGUGGUUGGCGAUGACCAUCAGCCUCAGUUACGUAUUGGCGUUGACGACAUAAACAUCCAUGAAGUUAUAAAAGAUCUGGGUGUAGUAUAUUCUAAGAGUCUAUUACGUUCGGAGUACCGCCGCCUGAUAAUCUCCAAAUAUUGAAAUGCGCCUUUAUAAAAUGUAUGUUAAAACUGGGCUGGAAUACUAUGCGUUUUUAUUCAGUCGCCUUCGUGCUGCUGAGCAGUGGAAUAUAGAAUCCGUCCAACAUUUUCUGUCGAAAGAGUUUCAACCCUUGACCGCCGAAAUCUAACUUACCGAGGACGUUGCGGACUUACAGGCCUUGAUCUGUUGAGGUUCUGUCGAUUACAGAAAGGCCCUUUUUACUGCUUAAGCUUCUAAAUAGUUGUACUUUUGAUCCACGAGAUGUUUUGAUUUCCUUCUCCGGCACGUACCAUUACAUAGCGUCAGUUAUUUUCUGUGGGCACUAUUACAAUGCAAAACAAAAUACCAACAAAUCUGAGAAUUCUGCAGAAUUAUUCUUAGUUUAAGAGAACCAUUACCCGUUUAUUACAUUCAGGAAAACUCCCGCAAUUUUGGGGUCUGAAUCCACAUAAUUAAUCUUCCGUAGUGCAGGUGUUCAUGGUCUGUUUUUCCCCUUCCCGGUAUCAUCCUGUGAGAAAUGAUGCUGAUUCUACAGCCCACAACACAACGGAAAAUUUCUUCAGCUGACAGCGUUCAACUGUUUUCCAAUGCACUUUGUCCGGUCUAUUCCCAGUUGUACGAAAAGGAAUAUUCAGUGAAAAAAUUUGACGUAGUUAAAACCAUUAAUUUUUGGACUGACGUCAUUACAUGGAAGUAGUUUUUUCCCUGAAUCCUCCGACCUACCCAAAACACCAACACCAAUUUUUGCUUUCUUAUGAGUCUUCUUUACAGCUAGCCUGAUCCGUGCUUUAUCUCUAUUUGAACAUGCUUAAAAAUUGAGACUAAGUAUUAUUAUUAAUAUUAUUGAUAUCAUUAUUACUACUAUUAUCAUUAUUACUAUUAUUAUCAUUUUUACUAUAAGCGGCCUUUCCAUUUAACCGGAGCAGACGACUGCCCGAAUCACGUAAGUGGUCAAAACUGCAUCGUAUGCUUAACUUUGUUAGUAAUUUUACCUUUCUGUUUAGGUUAGCACCGAGGCAUAAUUUGGUCAGAAGUAAUUUUUUUAACGUAAACGGCAAGAGCCCAAAUGCAUGUCUCGCAAAAGAAUGGGCACUGUAAAAAUCAUUUUUGGGUAGAAAAGUCGAUUAACAUGAGUUUCCAAACGACUAGGCAACUAAACGCGGAAGGUCGUAUAUGCAUAGCAGAAUGGCUCUAUUAAUUGGCUGCGGAAGUUCCAUGACCAUCUUCAUCAGAAGGAUAUCUCAAGCAACAUUAUUCUUCGUAUUUUCGAUUACUAUUCUACUUUCCUCUUUUUUCUUUAGAAAUUUCCCACUUCGCCUUAGGGAUAUGGUCACAAAAUGCACAAGUUGAUUUCUGCAUCAGUACAUGUUUUACUAAAUGCAGGCCCUAAGCCUUUUGAAAAAGUGCUGGCUGGCGAUUGAACUUUACAACCAUCCAAAGAGUUCUUUUAGCAAGAACAAAUAGAUAAAUGCCCUCGUCUUACACGUCAUGGACACGAAUACUUUAAUUUCUUGUACCCACUAACCAGUCUGAAUAUAGCCUUGUGUGCCGCUGAAACUGAAAUCAGUGUGUAGGCAGCGGACUGCCUCGGUCAGUUCUGGCGAGCCCCUGAGGCUGCAGCCCUUCACUGAAAACAAAAAUAUACCUAUUAAACGGAAAUAAGAUUUUGAUUAUAUCUACAUGACACAUUUUUACGAAAUUUGAACUGCGACUGAGGAAGCAGUUGCUGCUGCCAGAUAGGACUAAUCCUAGCUUUUUUGCGUAAACCGACUCUUAGCCCUACUUUCAACACUAAUCGCAAGUGCGACCUUAGACUGAUGGCGAGGCGAAUGACCAGGAUUUAUCACCGUUAUAAAUUCACCAGAAGAAUUGCAGUGGUGACACAGGUCUAAGGUCCCACCUGACAGCACCACGACCACGUGAGCCGCGCCUACCUGUCAGUCAGCUGUGGACGUUUGCUUAUUUGUUAGCUGAGAAAUCGUCCUCUGCUGCCACCAACAGAGUACCAGACAAUAUAGGAGGAGGCCAAUAUUCAGGCUGUAUCCGUCUUCUGAAACAGUCUGCUUCGGUGAAAAUAAUAUUUGUUUCGCAGUAAGCUCACGGCAAGACUGUGUACUGGGACCUCCAAAUGUUAGAAUUAUCGGCAUGCUUGGCGCGACGUGUCCACUUCUAGUCAGGCAAGCAACUUUACCUCAAACUCACUUGUUCCUGGAAAGCCGGUGGUCAGAAUUUAAUUCAACUUCAAAUUGGCAGCCCUCAACGUAGCAAAUCCGGCCCGAAAGACUAUCCACAGCAUUAUCCAAGGAUGAAGGCUUGUUCGCCGAUCAUUUAGACGAUUCACUGGUCUGGCGUUACACGGUCGCGAGUCGUUACUCGUCCUGAAUAUGGGGCAAUUGAAUUUAGUUUCCCCCAGCAUUUUUAAAGCAGUCAGGAGACGACUCCGAGAUUUCAGCCAGUGACAUUCCCUCAUCUAAGUUCACCGUUUAAAUCCGGGCGCUGGCACAUUUGCGCAAAAGCAGUAGAUACCUGCCGUUUAAAAUUUUUAUGCGGACGUCGGUUACGGUAAUGCUCUCUGUCAUAGAUAUAAAGGGUGUUCCCUGACGAUAGUGUAUUGUGUAAUCCUUUUGCAAGCCCCCGUAUCAUAGUCCGUGUUCCCCAAUCUUUGUAGAGGCCGAAGUACGUUGCUAUGUCUCAUCAAAUUUCUAGAAACAUCACGGCGAGCCGUUUUUUCUCCUGCGUAAGUACCAUUCGCUGGUACGGUAAUGACUAGUUGCGUACCCUCCCACCUUAGGCAUCUGCUGGAUAAACCCAAUACUGUUAUCCCGCCAUCGAUAGCUCUGCUAUGGCUCUUAUAAACUUGCGCGCAGUCACCAAAGUCUGACUCCACACAAUUCAGGCAAAAAUGGAAAAAAGAAGCGGUUUUUUACUCGGUAGCGUUGACGAGGCCAACCGGUGGUCCUAUUAAGCUAGUAUGUGGUGUCUAAUGAGUCUGGAUGUUUGUUUUGAAUAUACGCAGUUCGCGAAGUCUUACCUUUACAACCUGUAUGAGAGCUGCAAAUCUUCCGACCAAACGGUGAUCCCAUGCGGCCUCUCCUUUCUGUUCACUGUUCUGAUUCGCAUAUAGCCAGCCUUUUUUUAUUUCGAUAUGUCAUGGAUGUGCGAGUGACUUGUCGCCAAUACGACGUAGUAUCCAGAUCCUACUAUCUGACUAAUUAUCACCGUAUCUUCCUUCGUGUUCUCCCGACCUGUACGUGUGCUGUCUGAUUAUGGCUUCCCUGAGAAUACUUCAGAGCUGCCUGAGCGGUUUGUAGCCCUUGCUUCCAUAUGGGGAUCUUCUGCGGUCGAUAACCUCUGUAUUGUAACCACCAGAGAUCGGGCUAAUUUAAUGUACAUCUCUAUCACGUCUAGCUUGAUUUCACGCCGAAGAGUCAGAGUACCGAGAAACUUAUCGGAAAACACUUGCUUAAAGGCUCACGACGAAAUGCGUUUUACUCCCGGGCCGAACCACACCACCCCCUCAAGUUUUCCCGAGGUCCCCUACCUCCGGGUUUUUGCUAACGCACCUGCUAACUCUGCGAUUUAACUUCUGCUCCACUUCGUCGCCCAUACAAGUGUCAUUGACCGGGAGGUAUUGGGUUUUCCACUAGUCUGUCACUCUAUUCUUAAAAUUUCAGUCUGUGUUAACUGUGCGAAUUCCUCGGUACAGAGAUCCUUUUCCUUUAAACUUGAUUUUAUUUAUAUUUCUUUGGGCUAAACCAUAUAUUCAGCGGCUUUUAUGUGCGAUCUUCACCCUUCGCCUCCCGUCUUCCGUACGCAUUGUUUGAUUCUGUUGAGUAAUAUCCCUAACCGCCCUCUCCUGUUUGUAGUUAGUAUGAAUGGCAGCGAAAAGGUCCAGAAGAUAGAAAGCUUUAUCAAUGACAGACUAAGAGGUGAUCUGAGGUAAUUUUCUGCAAUAAUAACAUACUUGUCAGGGCCACAUUAGAGGCUGGCGAUGCGGUCUAUGCAGAAAUUUCCGAAUACCUUGAACUGCAAAAUUUGCUUGAGAAAUUUUCCGAAAUGAAAGUUAAGAAUGCCAAUUUAGACACCAUGGUGGACAUCGGUUGUAAUUUCUACGUAAAAGCAAAGGUGUAAGUGGCUCCGGCGUCUGAGAAUUCAGUCCUUCUAUAGAGUACCUGUAUGUGGACAUUGGCUUGGGAUUCUACCUAGAAAUGACACAUAAGGAAGCUCUCGCCUACAUCAAGGAACGGACUGAAUUACUGAAUGAUCGCGCGGAACUGUUCCGCAAAAAGUCGUUUGAAAUCAAGGCGAGAAUAAAAGUUUGCUUAGAGGUAAUUUAUGUUCUUUUGUCUGACUUAUGAUUUAGGGUUUGCGCGAAGUGCAAUCGCUAAACGUUGAGGAACGUCCAGAUUAUCACGAUGCUCUCAGCUGA